CAGGAAGUCAGGAAACAGGAACAAUCUCGGGAAGAAGUGACAGAAAAGUUCUUCAAACAUGAGCCGAAUUUACCACGACACGUCUCUGCAGAACAAACCGGUUCACAACGAGACCUUCACCGGGGUCUGGAACCCGACCGGGAGUGAGAGCGGCGGGGGGGUUCUUCUGGAGGGAAAGCUGCUGGAUGUUUCCAGACAUGCGAUCAGCGACGUCAAAAAUCAAAAGGUGCGUUUCUACGUGCUGUACGUGAAACCCAGCCGCAUCCACCGCAGGAAGUUCGAUUCCAGAGGGAACGAAAUGGAACCGAACUUCAGCGACACCAAGAAGGUCAACACGGGCUUCCUCCUGUCCUCCUACAAAGUGGAAGCGAAAGGCGAGACGGACGUUCUGUCCCACGAGCAGCUGUCCACGAUGGUGGACAAAGACGAGCUGAUCAAAAUAACCGACAAGCACCGGCCCGGCGGCACCUGGGCCUUCUGGCUCCCGGAGACCGAGAUGGACAAGACCGAGCUGGAGACAGGACAGGACGUCCGACUGAAGACCAGAGGAGACAGUCCUUUCAUAUUCUCUUUAGCCAAAGUGGACGGAGGCUCGGUGACCAAGUGUAACUUUGCCGGGGAUGAAAACGCUGGAGCUUCGUGGACGGACAAGAUCAUGGCGAACAAAUCAGAGACAGGCAACACAAAGACGUCUGGAGACGGAGAGGGAGCGGGGGAGGAUGAGUGGGACGAGUGAGUGAAGCUCGUCGUCCUCUGAACCCGAGGCCGAGCUCCGGCCUCCAGGUUCAGCUGCUUCCACCCGGUCCUGGUUAUCUGUCUCCGGCCUGGACUCCCACAUUCCACUGGGCCGUCGGAGCGGUUGCACAACCUGACUCGACUCCUCCAGCGGCUCGGAGAGGAUCCAGCUGUUUGUGCUGAUGCAGAAACCGAACCUUGUUUUUUUUUACUUUGGAUCAAAUCCCCACUUUUAUAAGACUGUAAAUACUCCUGUCGUCACCGACACUAAAACAACCCCCCCCGUGCCCUGCUAUUAAAUAUUAUAUUGAAAAUAA
Messenger RNA from Limanda limanda (common dab), 1052 nucleotides. RefSeq names its product actin related protein 2/3 complex inhibitor (gene arpin). Gene Ontology annotation, biological process: negative regulation of actin nucleation. The record is from RefSeq and is a predicted model, not a curated record. The transcript has 6 exons. The coding region runs from base 59 to 736 and encodes 225 amino acids. Lineage: Eukaryota; Metazoa; Chordata; Actinopteri; Pleuronectiformes; Pleuronectidae.